Molecule: messenger RNA, 3554 nt
Organism: Solea solea (common sole)
Lineage: Eukaryota; Metazoa; Chordata; Actinopteri; Pleuronectiformes; Soleidae
Gene: adipor2
Product: adiponectin receptor 2
Exons: 9
Coding region: 410-1552 (380 amino acids)
Biological process (GO): adiponectin-activated signaling pathway
Cellular component (GO): plasma membrane
Molecular function (GO): signaling receptor activity
Source: RefSeq, a predicted model, not a curated record
GGGUCCAGUCUGGUGUAACGACAACCAGUUCAUGUUCGGAGUCCAGAGGCGCAGAUCGACAGCACAACUCCGGCUGAACUGAAUUACAUGACCCGGAGGACGGACUCCUCCGCAGUGAGCAGGACUGGUUAAAGAUUACAACAGACUUUUGCCACGUUCUGCAAAGUCCUAAGCGUAAGAGUCAUCAAGACUUCAGCCAGGACUUCAGGUUUGGUCCAAAGCAACAACACCCACUCCGUCUCCUGUCCCGUCCCAUCUGAGUCCGCUCCAGUUUUCAGUGGAGGUGCAGGUCCAGCGUCUCAAGCUGGACGAAGGAGAGACAAGUGGGGCUGAGCGCCCCUCCUUUGUGCUGCGACACAGAACUUCGAAACUCGCAGAACAUGCGGCAGCGAACACGCCUACAAAUCCCAUGAGUCCCCGGGAGAAAGCGGACACACCCACCUCAGGUUCUUCCAACAGUCACCUCACUACCACCGAGUGCGCCUCACACAAUGGGAGUGACCCAGAGUGUGACGAGGAGAGAAGAAUAAAAGAGGAGGACGAGAGAGGAAGAGAAGAAGAAGAAGAAGAGGAAGAUGAGGAGGAGAAAGAAGAGAAGAGCUGCGACGAAGGCUUCAUGGGAAUGACUCCGCUGCUGCAGGCUCACCAUGCCAUGGAGCGGAUGGAGGAGUUUGUACAUAAGGUGUGGGAGGGCCGGUGGCGAGUCAUACCUCACGACGUGCUCCCCGAUUGGCUGAAGGACAACGACUACCUGCUCCACGGCCACAGACCGCCCAUGCCUUCGUUCCGCGCGUGCUUCAAGAGCAUCUUCAGAAUCCACACGGAGACGGGAAACAUCUGGACACACCUGCUAGGCUGUUUGUUCUUCCUGUGUCUCGGCCUCAUGUACAUGUUCAGGCCCAACAUGUCCUUCGUGGCUCCGGUGCAGGAGAAGGUGGUGAUCGGGAUGUUCUUCCUCGGCGCCAUCCUCUGCCUGUCCUUCUCCUGGCUCUUCCACACAGUUUACUGCCACUCUGAGGGCGUCUCCAAAGUCUUCUCCAAACUGGACUACAGUGGGAUUGCCUUCCUGAUCAUGGGCUCCUUUGUUCCCUGGUUGUAUUACUCCUUCUACUGCUCUCCUCAGCCUUGUUUCAUCUACCUGAUAGUGGUGUGUAUACUGGGACUUGCUGCCAUUACCGUCUCCCAGUGCGACUUCUUUGCCACACCACAGUACAGAGGAGUCAGAGCAGGAGUGUUUGUGGGUUUGGGGCUGAGCGGCGUGGUUCCCACUCUGCAUUUUGUGAUCAGCGAGGGUCUGAUCAGAGCCACCACCAUCGGUCAGAUGGGUUGGCUGUUCCUGAUGGCGACGCUCUACAUCACGGGAGCCUGUUUGUACGCCGCUCGUAUCCCCGAGAGGUUCUUCCCGGGCAAGUGUGACAUCUGGUUCCACUCCCACCAGUUGUUUCACAUCCUGGUCGUGGCCGGAGCUUUUGUCCAUUUUCACGGCGUCUCCAACCUGCAGGAGUUUCGCUACACGGCGGGAGGAGGCUGUGCAGAGGAGGGCGCUCUCUAACACACACACACACACACACACACACACACACUCACUCGUUCACGCACACAUUCGACAGGGAGGUACCAGUUCUAAUAAUAUGCACAGAAAUGUCACACAGGCUUCUGCGACGCGUGCACUCGGGCGUUAAAAAUGCACACACGUGCGCCCCCCUGGAGACUGAAGUGGCUUGUUCAGUGUGCGUUUUGUAUGCUUAAAUAAACAAGAAUGGACUCUCAGGGGGCGCUAUAACAGCUGAUCUCUCUGUCCUCUGACUUUGUCCAUCCUCCCUUUUUGACUUCCAAGAUGGUGCGUUUUUUAAAAAAGCCGUUUCCUGGAAGGACCGGCGAGACAUUCAUGACCUCCCUCCUGUUAUUAUUCGUUACUAAGUGAAAGAAGACAUUUCGAGGUGUUUGCCGAAUGCUGUUUUCCAAAUUUGAGUAUGAAAAAAAAAAAGAAGACAAAAAAAAAAGAGAAAAGGAAUUGACUGGAAAAUGUCUUGAAUGAAUUUCUUCUGCGAUUGUUAAUCUUGUGGGUUGAAGAUGUUUCCGGCGGGUGGGCGUGGUUAUAAGUCACUUUAAAGAGAGAAAAAAAAGGACCCUUUUUCCAUAUAAAUAAGAUUUCUACCUUUUGGGUUAUAGAUUUGUAUGAAAUGUAUUAUUAAAAAUAACAAAAAAAAAAAUUAAAAAAAAAUCAAAAUAAAGGCCGUCACGCGAUGGCAAAAAAAAAAAAAAUUAGAUAAUAAAUCAAUUAAAGACGAGGAGCCGAGGUGUUUUAUCUACAUUUUGUUUAUUAUAAUUAAAAAAAAAAAAAAAAGAGGUGCAGUGGAGUGAAGAAUAGAUUAUUAUGCAAAGACGAGGAGGAAAUCUAAAGGCACAACGCUUCAAACUUUGCGAAUGAGCAGCAACUCGUGGACUUGCUCGUGUUUUGUUUGUGGUGUCGGUGGAAAGUAACGACUCAGUCGCCCCCUGACCUGAAAACCCUGUUAUGUAUAUAUAUAUAUAUGUAUAUAUAUAUAUAUACUUAAACAAGGAGAUAAUGGAAGAACUGUGCUCCUCUCACUUUGCUUUUCACUCGUGUGUUUUCUCCCAGACGUCUCAGACUCGGAGCUCGGGCCUUGUGAGUCAAACCUUCUCCCGCGCUAUUUAAACCAAAUAUAAAAUUCAAAAAAUUCAAAAGCGUCUCCUCGAUGUGUAGCCACUUUCAUUUAUCUUCUUACUGUAAAAUCUUAUCGUCUUAUAUUGUAUAUCUGAAGAAGAAGAAGAAGAAAAAAUAAUGAGAAUUUCUACGCCCCAGAUAUAAGUUUAUUCUUUUUCUUAAUGACCUUUAAAAUAAAAGAUAACGGAGGUUUUUAUAAACAAGGCCGCACAGUCCAUUAUGUCAUAUUUGGUACUGUAAAACUACAGUAUUAGUACACAUUAUUGUGGUUCUCCUUCCCCUUGGACACGCGAUGAUGUUCAACUCAAAAAAAGAUGACGUUUUUCUUUGUCUGACUCGAUUGUACUUUAAUUUAUCCACUGCUGCUUUUUGGUAUUAUUAUUAUUAUUAUUAUUAUUAUGUUAUUAUUGCAAGCUUUAAUUUCACUUGUUUUCUUUUCUUCUUGCUCUUAAUAUUCAUCUGUUGCUGUGGUGAGACAAAAAAGACGAGAACAGGGAACAUUUGUAACAACAAAACUCCAAAAACAACACUUUAUUUGGAGGUUAAAACAAGGUGACCUUUUAAAAAUGUCACACCUGCACAAUAGAAUCUCUUUUUCUUUCUUUCUUUCUUUGUUUGAUUGUUUGAAAUUUCGGUUUGUGAGUCUCUGAAUGAAACCACCAGUUGAAUUCAUAUUUGAAUAAACAGCAUAUCUUCUGGUUUAUUUUUCCAUUUCUUUUUUUUCCCAUCUUGUUUCUAUUAAUUUAUUUCUCUUGGGGAGUGCAUUUCGUCUGUUGAAGCACAUGUUCUGUUCUUAUGGGAGUGUCUGAAUGCAAUAGACCUUUAUAUCUGCUGUAUUGUUCUAAUAAAAAAAAGGUUUUUUGAA